Messenger RNA from Protomyces lactucae-debilis, 2840 nucleotides. Its product is annotated as glycoside hydrolase superfamily. Gene Ontology annotation, molecular function: beta-mannosidase activity. The transcript has a single exon. The record is from RefSeq and is a predicted model, not a curated record. NCBI's taxonomy places the organism in Eukaryota, Fungi, Ascomycota, Taphrinomycetes, Taphrinales, Protomycetaceae. Bases 149 to 2734 code for a protein of 861 amino acids. Gene Ontology annotation, biological process: carbohydrate metabolic process; glycoprotein catabolic process.
GAUCGCGACAAGCAUCACGGAGAUCAAUCAUUUCAGUUUGUUUGCGCAUAGAGAGGCAAGACAGGGUCGGCUUCAUCCAGCAGCCCCAAUCCGAUAAGAUGGCGACUCUGGAACUCCCACUCUCAUUGCAGUGACCCAACAACUCAACAUGCACAUCUUCAAACAAGACUCUCGCGUUGUCACACUCAUCAAAGACUGGCAGUGGCAGGAGGCGUCGCCCGACAAAGAGUCAUGGACACAGUGCAAGUACAACCCGAGUCAAAUUCACCUUGAGCUGCUUGAUGCUAAGGUCAUCGCAGAUCCCAAUAUUGGUAUGAAUGAGACUGGACUGCAGUGGAUCGGAGAGCGAGACUGGGAGUACAAGAGCUGCUUUCAUGUGGCAAGUUUGGAUGCUUGCGAGUUUGCUGAUCUUGUCUUUGAAGGCCUGGAUACAUUUGCUACUGUCUCUCUCAACGGAUCGCAUAUUCUUAGCAGCGACAAUGCCUUCCACACUCACCGUGUCAAUGUCAAGGCUAAUCUUCGCGUCGGCAUCAAUAUCUUGCGGCUUCAUUUUGCAUCCGCAAUCGUGGAAGGCCACAAGUUAUACAAGAGGAAUGGUGAGGGUAUCGUCUGGAAUGGCGACCCUUCUAGGCUGCAUGUACGAAAGCCUCAGUAUCAUUAUGGCUGGGACUGGGGGCCUGUUUUGAUGACGUGUGGCCCUUGGAAACCAGUCAUGCUUGAACAGUACAAUACUCGAAUCAGCGACUUGCGCGUCGAAACCUCCAUCUACAAGAAGGAGCCUGCCGACAUCAAGCUUGACAUUGCUGUCCACCCAGCCUCUUUUUGUGGUGACUUUCAAGUCGAAUGUGUCACACCAGACGGCACAUCACUUCGAGCUACUGUUUCUGCACGUAACGGCAAAGCGAAGCAUGUAUUCACCAUCUCUGCACCAGAGCUGUGGUACCCUGUGGGCUAUGGCGCUCAGCCGCUCUACACCGUCUCUGCUUCACUUGGAAGACACACAUUAAUGGCCCGACUCGGCCUCCGCGUAAUUGAACUGGUUCAGCACAGUCUUGAGGGUCAACCUGGCACAUCCUUCUUCUUUCGCGUCAACGGCGUACCCAUCUUCGCCGGUGGCUCCAAUUGGAUACCGGCCGACAAUUUCCACUGCAGACUCACGCGAAAAGACUACUUCGCUUGGGUAAAGAGAGCUGUCGAUGGUGGUCAGAAUAUGUUGCGCGUUUGGGGUGGUGGUAUUUACGAGUCUGAUGACUUCUACGAUGCUUGCGAUGAGUAUGGCAUUCUCGUCUGGCAAGACAUGAUGUUCGGUUGUGGGCAGUACCCAGCAGGCCAUGAGUUCAUGCUUUCUGUGAAGAAGGAGGCCAUCGACAACUUGACCAGGCUCCGUCACCAUCCAUGCCUAGCACUUUUUUCUGGCGGCAAUGAAGACUACCAAGUCUGCGAGAGCUACAACUUGACUUGGGACAAAGACGACACUGACUGGGAGCGUGUGGCCAAAAGCAAUUUUCCGGCUCGCGCAAUAUACGAGCAUCUGUUGCCAGAAGCUGUUUCAGCUGUCUCGCCUUGGAUACCUUACUGGCCUUCCUCACCUUUCGGUGGGACAUCAACGCGCGACCCAACUGUAGGCGACGUUCACCAGUGGAACGUGUGGCACGGCACUCAGGAGCCUUAUCAAGACUAUGGCAAGUUGGGCGGACGCUUUGUAAGUGAGUUUGGCAUGCAAGGUUUAUCCGACAUCAAAACUCACAACUACUAUCUGCGUGACACGACAGAUGCUCGCGAGCGUCAUCCGCAGUCGAAAACGAAUGUGCACCACAACAAAGCAGAUGGAAGUGAGCGUCGCCUGGCUGUCUACUUGAACGAGAAUUUUCGAUACAAUAUGGGCAAUCUGGAAGACUACAUCUACGCCACCCAGCUUAUGCAGCAUGAAGCUCUGUCCUAUGCCUACCGCAUGUGGCGCAGAGAAUGGCGUGGUGAUCGUCGAGAAUAUUGCGCUGGUGUGCUCGUCUGGCAACUCAAUGACUGCUGGCCUUGCACUUCUUGGGCAAUCUGCGACUACUUCCUACGACCCAAAGCAGCAUACUUCGGCAUCAAGCGAGAGCUGCGGCCAAUCCAUGGCGGUCUUCAGCGGCGGCGCGACGAAAAGUUUCCGACUUUGAAGGCGAAACUGCCCGCCAGUGCCGAUCAGAUGCAGGCGCCAGGCCCUCCCUUCUACUACGGCCCCUGGUUAGACACUGUUGAUGUUUGGGCGCUGAAUAAUACGCUCGAGGCGUUCUCCGCAAAAAUUGUUGUCGAAGCCUAUCACGUCGAGUCUGGGCAACGUGACGAGUCCUUUCGCUUUGAAAAGGUGAUCACCGUGUUGGCGAACUCGUCGACUGAUGUCUCAGCCGAUGUUGCUAUCUCGAGCGAGCAGGCUGAAUCGUGCGUCUUGGCUUUGACGUUGACUUGUGUGCUUUCGGGCACUGUCGUUGGACGAUCGUACGAUUGGCCUCAGCCUUUCAAGUACCUGCAUUUCCCGAAGCGGCGCGUUUCUGUCGAUGUUGACGAGUCGGGCAAGCUUGUGCGGGUAUCUGCUGAUCGCCCAGUGAAGGGUCUGGUGCUGAGCUGCGAGCAUGACGUGGACUUUGCAGAUAACUGUAUCGAUCUAGUGCCAGGUCAAGUGCACGAAAUCGCGCUAGGCCAUUACAAUGGUGAGAAAAUUUCAGCCCGCUGGUAUGGCGAUGAAGAAGAAUAGCUGCCGUACGCUCAUUAUGUAGACUCUUGUGUUGCAAUCAAAGUCAUACAAUGUGACUAGUUCUACAGUCUCAAGCGCAUUAGAAAUUAGAAUUCAAGUCUAAGAG